AUGGCUUUAAGCAAUGAUGAACUUGCUUGUAUUUAUGCAGCACUUAUUUUAGCUGAUGAUAAUGUUGAUAUUACAAGUGAUAAAAUUGCAACUAUUUUAAAAGCUGCGAAUUAUGAAAUUGAACCAUAUUGGCCUGGUCUAUUUGCAAGUGCAUUAGAAGGUGUACAAGUAACAGAUCUUAUCAAAAAUAUUGGUUCCGUCCCAGUACCUACUGCUGCUUCGGCUCCAGUAACUACAACUACACCUGCAGCUGAUGAUAAGAAAGUAGCUGCUGGUGGUAAAGAAGCACCAAAGACAGAAGAAAAAGAACAUUCAGACGACGAAGAUAUGGGAUUGGGUUUAUUCGAUUAA
Rotaria sordida is the source of this 351-nucleotide messenger RNA. Lineage: Eukaryota; Metazoa; Rotifera; Eurotatoria; Philodinida; Philodinidae. The record is from the annotation of a GenBank genome assembly.